GUUGCGCCGUCUCGCCACGACCUUCCCUUUCCUCCCCCGCUUGCGCAGCCCGCCGUUCAUCCCGCCUCGUCGGAGACAGUCCUUCUCAGCAUGCGCGUCGCCGUCAUCGGCUCUGGCGUCACGGGCAUUGGCGCCGCGUGGGCGCUGAACGAGCACUCCGCACACGAUGUCGUGGUCUUCGAGUCUGCGUCGCGCGUGGGCGGACACAGCAACACGGUGCGCUUCGAGCCUCCCUCUGGCGCGCCAGCAUGCGACGUGGACACAGGCUUCAUCGUGUUCAACGAGGUCACGUAUCCGAACUUUCUGCGCUUCCUUAAGCACCUCGAGGUUCCAAUCCUCUCCUCCGACAUGUCCUUUGCCGUCUCGCGGUCGUUUCCUCUGACGGCAGCCCCGCCUCUGCCAUCCGCGACGAAGGGCAGCGGCCGGUCAGCAGCACUGCAGCGUGGCGCAUUUGAGUGGGCCGGCUCAAGCCCAGCGGCACUCUUCGCACAGGGGGCGAACCUGCUGGACCCAAGCCACUGGCGCAUGAUCUGGGACAUCAUCCGCUUCAACUACCAGAGCCUAGACACGCUGCGAGCCACUGCGCAGCGUGCCGAUGCCAAGGCGGGCGGCGCCGGACAGAGCAUCGGCGCUUGGCUCGACGAGCGGGGCUACGGCGACUCGUUCCGCAACAACUACCUCAUCCCGAUGACGGCGUCGAUCUGGAGCACGCCGCCAGGCCUGGCCUUCUCUGCCUUCCCGGCCUUGACCCUGCUGCGCUUCAUGCACAACCACCACCUGCUGCAGCUGCUCGAUCGACCGACGUGGCUCACCAUCGCGGGCGGCUCGCACAACUACGUGCGCCGCGUCGUGUCCAAGCUGCCCGACGGCGCCCUGCGCCUGGGAGACGCCGGCAACGUGCACAAGGUGCGCAGGGAUGGCGAAAGGUGGAUCGUCCACGUCGGCGACCACUCGGAGCACUUCGACCGCGUCAUCUUCGCCUGCCACGCCGACACGGCCUUGGCUCUCCUCGAUGAGUCCUCCGAUCCCGACGCCUCUGCCGCGCUUGCAAAGUUCAAGUUCAGCGAGAACGAGGCGGUCCUGCACGCCGACGAGCAGCUCAUGCCUGUGCGCCGCAUUGCAUGGUCCGCAUGGAACUUCCUCGCCACGUCUAAGUCGCGGCGCUCGACCGACGAGGACCGCGUGACGCUGACGUACUGGAUGAACCUGCUGCAGUCGCUGCCCGAGGAGAAGCACGGCCACGUCCUCGUCACGCUCAACCCUGCGCCCGGCGCCGAGCCGCGCGAGCACCUCGUGCGCGGGCGCUUCAAGUACACGCACCCGCUCUACACGCCCGACUCGGUCGCCGCACAGGCGCGCCUGCGCACGCUGCAGGGCCGGCACGGCGCACACUACGCGGGUGCCUGGACGGCGUACGGCUUCCACGAAGACGGAUUCAGCUCUGGCCUGCGCGCUGCAUGCGCGCUCGGCGCCAACGUGCCGUUCAAGCCGCAGCCUGCCGAGCGCCCUCUGCCAGCCGUCAGCACUCUUGCUUGGCUGCUCAUCGCCUCCUUCGAGGCACUGCGGAGACGUGCCGCGCCUUGGCUCGCACUCGCCAUCGCUCCGUCGAUCAUCGUCUUCGCACUGCUCGUCGAGCUGGCCUCGGUGCCUGCCGGCCUUGUCCUGCCGGGACUGAGGCAGUCGCCAAGACUGCAGGAGGUGAGAGAGGUGCGCCGCUGGUGGGUCGAAGAAGUGCAGGGCAAGUGGCUGUGAAGCAGCUCCUGCUGGGCGAUCGCGACCAUCGCCUCCUUCUAGAGACAGGUCCGAGCAAUGCAAUUGUAUUAGAC
Molecule: messenger RNA, 1826 nt
Organism: Tilletiopsis washingtonensis
Lineage: Eukaryota; Fungi; Basidiomycota; Exobasidiomycetes; Entylomatales
Product: FAD/NAD(P)-binding domain-containing protein
Exons: 5
Coding region: 91-1752 (553 amino acids)
Molecular function (GO): oxidoreductase activity
Source: RefSeq, a predicted model, not a curated record